CAAACAACGUUUACGCUUCCUAACUGUGUCUGGGUUUGUUUUAUAAACAAAACGCAAUGCCUCUGAUUAAAAUAAUAAUAAAAAAGAAUGCCAUACGCACGAAUUUGUCUUUGCACAAAUGUUUUGUGCGUUACGAAGAUGACUUUGGCUCCUUUUGGAUGGUUGACGACAGUGAGUUUGUUAAAAGGCGCCACUUGUCGAGAGGCCGUCCGCGCAAAUAUGAGCCGUCUUCAUCGCCCAAUUCAAACUCGCAACAGUUUGGUAACACCAUUACUUCGACAGCUUCUAGCGAUGCUGUUGAUGGCAGUUGUGUUCUUAACGACACUAUUGCCAAUAGCCCAGAUUCAUCAACUGCUGUCACCUCGUCCCGUCAACGUUGUGCCAGCAGUGGCAGUAACAUAUUUAAUAGAUCUGGUAAUAAAAUCAAUGGUAGUGAAAAUGAUGGCGGUAACGACGACUACGAUAUCUGCGAAGUUAGCCAAAGAAGUCCAGCCGGGUGUCAGACUCACCUUCAUAGUGAUAGUAAAGAGUACUGUAGCUCCAAGCAACGCCCCCAGCUUCACGGGUCUAUUAUAGGUAUUGCAAUCAAAACGAAUUUCAAUUCGUUAAUUGAACACAAUCGCAUGUCGACCAGAACGAAUGUUGGAGGCGGUGUUAUGGCUACAGGAAAUAGUCCUGGCGUCGGCGGCAUUGGUGAUAUUGGCUCCGUUGGAAGCUUAGACGUUGAUAACCACCAUAACGGCACUUUAAAUAUUGCCAACACAAGUGUCGAAACAGAUGACACGAAUGGCUACGAUUUUCACACACAAAGCAUAUCAAAUGAUGCCAUAUUAAAUUCUCCAACUGGUGGUAAAAACAACGGCAGAUACUCACCGAACAUGCAGCGAUCAACCACUGCCCGAGCUCGAAAGGGUAUCAGUAACUAUGCCAAAUAUAUAUUUUUGCGACUGCGUGCCGUUAAAAAGAUUUUAAGAGAUCUCAAUAUAAAUAAGUCUCCUGAACCAGAUGGCAUAACGGCACUGGUCUUGAAGCAGUGCACUUCGGCGCUGGCUCGUCCAUUAGCGAAUCUUUUCAGCAUUCAUACCAUGCCGGCAAAUUUCCUUCAUGCUGAAGAUUACUAA
Messenger RNA from Lucilia cuprina (Australian sheep blowfly), 1121 nucleotides. RefSeq lists its product as uncharacterized. Gene Ontology annotation, molecular function: DNA-binding transcription factor activity, RNA polymerase II-specific; RNA polymerase II cis-regulatory region sequence-specific DNA binding. The record is from RefSeq and is a predicted model, not a curated record. NCBI's taxonomy places the organism in Eukaryota, Metazoa, Arthropoda, Insecta, Diptera, Calliphoridae. The transcript is spliced from 3 exons. Gene Ontology annotation, biological process: regulation of transcription by RNA polymerase II. Bases 57 to 1121 code for a protein of 354 amino acids. Gene Ontology annotation, cellular component: nucleus.